Entamoeba dispar SAW760 is the source of this 360-nucleotide messenger RNA. RefSeq lists its product as uncharacterized. Lineage: Eukaryota; Evosea; Mastigamoebida; Endamoebidae. Bases 1 to 360 code for a protein of 119 amino acids. The transcript is spliced from 2 exons. Gene Ontology annotation, biological process: proteasome assembly. The record is from RefSeq and is a predicted model, not a curated record.
AUGGAAUCAACACUUUUUCUUACAGAAUUUCAAGACGUAAGAUCAUUAAUGAAACCAGCCUCUGCACCACAAACCACUUCUGACUACCAAACUCUUACACAAUCAUUACAAGAUAAUGUUCGUUUGAAUGAACAAUUUUUACCAAUGCAAUUUGGACCUUCUUUUGCAGAAAGGAUUCAACUUGAAAAAGCAAUAUUUUCAUAUCCAAAUAGACUUCCAGGUUUAGAGACAGCAAGUAUUGCUAAAGACAUUGUAAAUGGUACUGAUGAUGAUAUGACACUAGCUGACGAUUUUCCAAAUGUUUCAUAUGUGUUACCAACAUUCAGUGUUCAUGAACAAGUUGAACAACUUUAUCUUUAA